Ruditapes philippinarum (Manila clam) is the source of this 5051-nucleotide messenger RNA. RefSeq lists its product as uncharacterized. NCBI's taxonomy places the organism in Eukaryota, Metazoa, Mollusca, Bivalvia, Venerida, Veneridae. Gene Ontology annotation, molecular function: chitin binding. The record is from RefSeq and is a predicted model, not a curated record. Gene Ontology annotation, cellular component: extracellular region. The coding region runs from base 88 to 3063 and encodes 991 amino acids. The transcript is spliced from 10 exons.
CAAAACAUUGAUCGGGAGAGAAAUUCAAACAUUGUCGGCGAAAACAAACGCAACGAAUCAGAUUAUUCUUAUGGCAGGGACCCGGAUAUGUUACAACAAGAUGAAGAAAAAAGCAAAAAUAAACAAAAGGCGGAGUCUGCGGAUUCUUAUGGAAAAGAUUAUGACAAUGCAUUUGAAAGUGGAUCACGUUUUAAUAAUACUAAAAAUCUAUGGAUACCAGGCAGCAACAAUCGACUUGAUAUUCAGAAGGAAUGGCAGGAUAAAGGUAUAACCAGUUCCGGAAGAACAAAUCAUUCGUACGCAGAUAUUAAUGCCCUUCCAAUACCAAACACUACGAAGCCCCGAAAGCAAUCUAAUAGGUGCAGAAUAAUUCAAGUUGUUGGUGUCGUGCUUGUCCUAGCUGUGCUUGAAGUAAUAACAUUUUUUAUUGUGCGGAAUUUUUCAUCAAAAGCGGAAGAGGUUGUAUGCGGUUUGAACGAAAUGAAGGAACCAUCCGGAUCAUGCAAACCUGUGGUGUGUGAGGACAAUCCUGUAGUUCAAAACGGACUGGUAAAUGUAUUAAAAAAAGCGAUCAACUCAACGGCAAAGUUACAGUGCAACCCUGGAUUCAUGGCAAAUACAAAUGUCAAUUUUCAAUGCAUGACAAACGGGUCUUGGGUAAGUGAUUCCGAAGCAGCGUGCUUUUUGCAUCCAUGCGGACCAUACUCACUAUCUGAUAAUGUUAUAGUGAGCGAGGAUCUAAGCCAUAUCAACAUGUCAAUUACAUUGCGAUGUGCAGAGGGCUUUGAUUUUAAAAACGAAAGUGAAAACCAGAUUCAAUGUGUAAACAAUACAUGGAUAGGAACACCUGUAUGUGAAAUACCAGGUAUAUUAACAACGGAGACAACAAGUUCUCCAGUAAACGUUGGGGAUUCGUUUGAUAUUUUAUGUCGCCUCAGAGAAUCAUCUAGUUGGCAAACAGUCAUGGUAUUUCGAUCUGGCCACUCAAAUGAUUCUGUUCCGAACCAAUUAUUCAGCAUUUCUUACAACCAUACCAGUGGUAUACGGUAUGGUGCAACCACUUUCCGGGAAAACGUGUCAACUUUCAGAGAUGGUGUUCACCUUCGGUUAACGUUCGAUACAGCUAACUGUGAUGACACAGGGGUUUACACAUGUGCCGUGAUUGUUGGUGAUAUACAAGUUCCUACAGACCAAAAAAACACGUCGACAGAAAUCAAAGUGAUAGAAACAGCUUCAAAAAUAAAGGAAAUAAUCGCUUCAGCAUCCUAUGUUCAAGGGGACGAUGCCAAUGUCGUGUGCAAGGGACUUAUUGGUAAAGAUGAAAACGAGAAAAAACUCGGAGACAUAUCUGUGAGAAUAUAUUGGGACGAGGAAACAAGCAAGGAUAUUAACUCUGUCAUUGAUUCAACACAUUCUUCCGGCUGCCAAGUUGAUGAAAUUGUUAAUGCAUCAUUCGUUAUAACAAACGAUAUGCAUGGAGCUGAGUUACAGUGUAUUGCUCGUGGUGAUGAUGGUAGUCGCGAUAAAAAGAGUAUUCUCUUGAAUGUGACAACCACAAAAAUACAGAUAUCUUCCUCAGCGUCAACAGUUGACAUAGGCGAAUACUUUAGUAUUUCUACACAGCUUACUUAUAUUCGAGGAUGGAGUACACUAGAACUGCGAAAAAACUGUAGCGGCACAGAGAUCACUAUUGUCUCUAUACAGAAGAAUGAUACGCUCUCCAACCUGACCAUAGAAGAACACAUCGACCUGAUAGAUAGUGAUAUAAACAAUACGACAGCAAGACUGACUUUUCAAUUUCGAAACGUAACAUGUAGCGAUGCAUGUAAGAAAGGCGGUGAUAUUGUAUACAUAAGUACUGUAAAAAUUGAUGACAGCUGGGUGAUGGAGUCGGAAAGAAUAGAAUUUAAAAUGAAUCCAUCCGUGCCUGUUCUUACGCUAGGACAAGAUAAGUUCUACAAGGGACAAGAGGCGACUUUGAAGUGUACAGGAAACAUUGGUAUACCCACACAUAUUAUGAGCAUCACAGAAGAUAAUGUCGUUCUAAAAUUGCCACCCUCAAGUUCAGAAAUUUAUCUGAAUCCGGAAACAUGUGAAAAUGUUGAAACAAUUUCGCACGAAUUUGAAGUCAAAGACGAAAUGGAAGGCCGUAGAUAUCAAUGUGUUACCAGUUUUACGAAUGGAACCAAACUGUCGUCGAAUGUAGAGAUUUUGAAUGUUACUGAUCCAAUUUUAUAUUUCACUGAGGAAAGCAAGACGGGAACUGUAGGAAACACCAAAUCGAUUCAAUGUAUCCUCACUGAAACGACAAAUCUUAGCUACGUUGUCGUCAGUAGGUUUUCUACCGAGGAAACACUAUGUGAAGUAAACACAACAGGCAAAGGAACAUGUAACAAUAAAGCAGAGUUUUCUGUACAUGGAACCCUGUCUGAAAACAGCGGAGUUUUCACCACGACGCUGACCAUACAUAACGUAUCGUGUAACAAUAAGGUUAUGUAUUCAUGCAAAGCUAUAGGAAUCAACACCUUGAAAACAUCAAUGGAUUUCAAAGUCAUAGCUGCACCUACUAUCCCUAACUUACGCCUCCCAACAACAAUAGUAGAAGAACAAAUGUCGGAAUGGGAGGAUCUUUUCAAGUGUGAUGCAUUCCUUGGAUAUCCUGCAAAUAACAGGAGGUUGAAGAUCGAAAAUAAAGCUAAAGGUUCGGAUUCCUUCAAAGAUUACAUCACACAAACUUUUGAAAAUGGAGAUUGCGAUGGAGCUUCCUCUAUUGAAAGAACGCAACACAUGUUUCCGCGUACCAUGAAUGGCUCGACUAUUAGAUGUGUGGUCACAGAUGAAAACAAUAAUAUAUUAACAUCUAGUGCCGAGAAAGAACUUCGAAUCCUGAAAAAUGUUUGUCUCGAUGAAGGGACAGGACAGUUUGACCCUCAUCCCUAUAAUUGCAGACGAUUCAUUAGAUGUGUUGGCAAUCGUUUAUAUGAUUUAGAGUGUGCUUCAGGCUCGUGUUCUCUUUGGGACUCAGACCCAAUAUGUAACAGUAAAUAUUGUUCAUCUUGUUGACCUAGUAGUAUGUGAAGUAAUUAAUGAGUGUUGUAAAGACAUUUACAUAGACAGGAAAGUUACACUUUUUAUGACAUUGAUGUUAUUGAUACCAAUUAAAUUUUAUCAACCAAACUUAUAGAUGAGAUUCUAACAAUUGAUUGGUAAUGAUGUAUUUGUAUUUGUCAAUCUUGUACUUUUGAAAAUGACUAAAACAAAAUCGUGAUAUUUGGCGAAUAACAUAGUCAUGAUGAUUCUGACUGUAGCCUAUAUAGAUUUCUUCUAGGAAUUUUAAAAAGAUAAUUAACAAGUCUUCUUUUGAAGAUCAAACUUGAUGAUAUAUAUCAAUGGGUUAAAGUGGUUAAGUCAACAAUUAGCACAUUAUUAUUUCCAGUAUUAAACAAACAAUAGACAUGCAUCAUACUGAUAUUCUUAUGAACUGUUUGGUAGAGUUCCAGAGUAAUGUAAUAUGAACAAAUAUAUGAUAUGAUACAAUUAUUUUAAUAUGAAAUAAAUAUGAUGGUAGAAUAUCAUUGUGGUGAAAAAUAUUUUGCUCUGAUACGUGUGUAUAUGAUAUGUCAUCAAAUUAUGCACCUAACACUUAUCAACAAGAUUCAUAUAUAGUUUAUCGUGGUUUGUUUUAACGUAUAAAUCUUAAGACGAGCUAUCAACAUAAUUAUUUUUGUAUAACAGAUCUUUACUUACGAACUUAUUCAAUUUAAUACUGAAUUAAACUUUAAGAAUAAAUGUAUAAAUAUUCACAACCCUAAAAUGAUAAUUUAUUGUGUAUUUAAAGUUUGACAGCAUGGACUAUUUCUAUCACCACAUUUUCACGUCCUUGCUGAUAGUUGGAAUCUAUGGAUAUUGAAAAUUCGAGUUAGUUCCAAUUUCAAUUUUGCGCACUGUACAACUUUUAAACAUAAAACAUACUUAUAAGUCGAAAAUGUUAGGUUAAAAUGUUACAAAGGCAAUUAUUGUAGAUUUUUUUCUUUAGUAACCAAUACACGAUAUGACGAAUGCAGAAUAUUAUUAUGGAGUUUUAUACUAAACUUCAAACAUUUAUUGUUUAAAGGAUAAACGGAUAAAAUAUUUCAUCUAAAAAUGAUUAUGUAAAAGGGAAAUUGAAACUUUUGAUCGGUAAAAGUAUGACAAAUAGUUAAAUUAUAAAGGUAGGCUGUCCAAACAUUCAUGUAUCUUCAAAAAGUAAAUUUCUUUGAAAUACGUAGCAUAUGUAUCUAAGUGUAUCUUGAAUUGCCAAUGUGGAUUGCCUUCCUCUGUUUUAGGUUUUUACUAAAUAUAAACUCUUCUUUUGUGCACAUUGUUUUUUUCUUCACCUUUUUAGUUCGUUUACAAUUAGUAUAAAGAUUUUGUGUGUUACGAUUUUUGUUUGUUAAAAGUGGUUUCCGGCAGCUGAUAACUUCUUUUUAGGGACAAAUUAUUAAACGGUAGGAUGGUUAUCCUAAGGUUUCUUCAAACAUUUGGUCCAAUCAUAAUAUUCUUUAAUCGCUAACGUUUCGGAAAAGUAAUAUAUUCAUGCUCACAAUUUUCCGGUUUUUCUUUAAGUUUGUAAAAUGUAGCACUACUCCCGGCACCGUCUUUAAAUUAUUGUAGCGUUUGGGGUUAUUUAUUUUAUUUUAUCUUUUAUUUAUCUUGUUAAUCAUCAUCAUCAUCAUCAUCAUCAUCAUCAUCAUCAUCAUCAUCAUCAACAACAACAACAACAGCUUCCACCGUAAUCCACAUCUUUCAUAUUAUUUAUCACCGUCAUCACCAUCAUAUAAAACAGCAUUAUCACUACCAUCAUCUUCAUUUUCAUCAACAACAUUUAUUGUAAAACACUUACAUCAAACAACAUAAAACAACUUCCAAAAUUUUCUCAAGUCUAUUAAUAAAUCAAAUUAUAUUACAUGUUUAUCAUACGGUUCUUUUUGGUGGCUUAAUAUUUACUGUUUUAGAUAGCUAUGCUUAUACAACUCAUUCAUGUGUUUUUAAUAAAAUAUAUUUACAAUUAA